GACUGUGGCGGCCGCUAUCGAUAAAGUUGUUGUUCUGCCAACAUGGCGGCGCCCAUGGAGGCCGGCCGGGCAGUGUUCGCCUGAGGUGGGAACCGCGGCAUAAGGAGCCGCAGGCCAGAACCUGUGAGCAGGGCCUCCCACCUUCUGAAGAAUGGCUUCUGCUUGGCAGAGACUGGGUUUCUAUGUCUCUCUUCUGAAACGGCAGCUAAAUGGUGGGCCGGAUGUCAUCAGUUGGGGAAAGAGAGUCAUUCCAGGAUGUAAAAGAGGAAUUUACAGUGCCACGGGCCAGUGGACGAAAGAGUAUACGCUGCAGACAAGAAAGGACGUCGAGAAAUGGUGGCAUUCACGGAUAAAGGAACAGGCCUCCAAAAUUUCUGAAGCUGAUAAAUCGAAGCCCAAGUUUUAUGUGCUCUCCAUGUUCCCCUACCCGUCGGGCAGGCUGCACAUGGGCCACGUGCGCGUGUACACCAUCAGCGACACCAUCGCCCGGUUCCAGAGGAUGAGAGGGAUGCAGGUAAGGGCAGUGCUGCCCGACAGCCCGUGCCCACCUCCCUCAGAACAGUGGGACCGUUUGGAAUGUGCCCUGUCCUACGCCCAUUCCCCCGUGAGCUGUUGUGCGCAAAGAGCCGGAGAAGGAAGCAGUGAAAUAACCACGUGUUUACCAGACUACUACAAGUGGACGCAGUACCUCUUUAUCAAGCUCUACGACGCUGGACUGGCCUAUCAGAAGGAGGCCUUGGUUAACUGGGACCCCGUGGACCAAACAGUGCUGGCCAACGAGCAGGUGGAUGAGCAGGGCUGUUCGUGGCGCUCCGGAGCGAAGGUGGAGCAGAAGUACCUCAGGCAGUGGUUCCUCAAGACAACUGCUUAUGCAAAGGCCAUGCGGGACGCGUUGGCAGACCUCCCGGAGUGGUAUGGAAUCAAAGGCAUGCAGGCCCACUGGAUCGGGGACUGUGUGGGCUGCCACCUGGACUUCACCUUAAAGGUGGACGGGCAAGUCACAGGAGAGAAGCUGACCGCCUACACGGCCACCCCCGAGGCCAUUUAUGGCGCGUCCCACGUUGCUGUCACUCCCGGCCACAGGCUCUUACACGGGCACAGCCCUCUGAAGGAAGCCUUGCGGAAGGCACUGGUCCCUGGCAGAGAUUGCCUCACGCCCGUGACCGCUGUGAACAUGCUCACCCAGCAGGAGGUCCCUGUCGUCAUCGUGGCCGACGCUGAAUUUGAGGGCUCUCUGGAUUCAAAAAUAGGCAUUCCCUGCACCAGCUCAGAGGACACCGUCACAGCCCAGACCCUGGGCCUGUCCUACUCCGAAGUCAUCGAGACGUUGCCAGACGGCACGGAGAGGCUGAGCGGCUCCGCUGAGUUCACAGGUAUGAGCCGGCAGGAUGCGUUUCUCGCGCUGACUGAGAAAGCCCGGAGGAAGGGAGUGGGUGGAGACGUGACGAGUGGUAAACUGAAGGACUGGCUGAUCUCCAGGCAGCGGUACUGGGGCACCCCCAUCCCCAUGGUCCACUGCCCGGCCUGUGGCCCCGUGCCCGUGCCGCUGGAGGACCUGCCUGUGACCUUGCCCAGCAUCACAUCUUUCACUGGCAAGGGAGGCUCCCCACUGGCCACCGCGUCGGAGUGGGUGAACUGCCCCUGCCCCAGGUGCAAGGGCGCAGCCAAGAGAGAGACAGACACGAUGGACACCUUUGUGGAUUCCGCCUGGUACUACUUCAGAUACACCGACCCUCGGAACACGCACAGUCCUUUCAGCCCAGCGCUGGCCGACUACUGGAUGCCCGUGGAUCUGUACAUUGGGGGGAAAGAGCACGCCGUCAUGCACUUGUUCUACGCGAGAUUCUUCAGUCAUUUCUGCCACGAUCAAAAAAUGGUCAAGCACAGAGAGCCUUUCCAUAAGCUGCUGGCCCAAGGCCUUAUCAAGGGGCAGACCUUCCGCCUUCCAUCUGGUCAGUAUCUACGGAGAGAGGAAGUCGAUCUCACAGGUUCUGUCCCUGUUCAUGCAAAAACAAAGGAGAAGCUGGAGGUGACGUGGGAGAAGAUGAGCAAGUCCAAGCACAAUGGGGUGGACCCCGAGGAGGUGGUGCAGCAGUACGGCAUCGACACGGUCCGCCUCUACCUCCUCUUCGCCGCCCCCCCAGAGAAGGAUAUCUUGUGGGACGUCAAGACUGACGCGCUGCCCGGCGUGCUGAGAUGGCAGCAGCGGCUGUGGUCCUUGGCAACCCGCUUCAUUGAGGCCAGGGCUUCCGGGGAGGUUCCCAGGCCCCAGCGGCUGAGCAGCGAGGAGAGAGCCGAGGCCCGCAAGCUCUGGGCGUUCAAGAACACGAUCAUCUCUCAGGUGACCGCCCACUUCACGGAGGACUUCUCUCUGAACUCUGCCAUUUCUCAUCUGAUGGGACUCAGCGGGGCCCUCGUGCAAGCUUCUCCGAGGGUCGUCCUCCACAGCCCCGAGUUCGAGGACGCUCUGUGUGCCCUGCUGGUGAUGGCCGCCCCGAUGGCCCCUCACAUAACCUCCGAGCUCUGGGCAGGCCUGGCGCUGGUGCCCAGGAAGCUCUGCACCCACUACGCCUGGGACGCCGGCGUGCUGCUCCAGCCGUGGCCAGCUGUGGACCCGCAGUUCCUGCAACCGCCCGACGUCGUGCAGAUGGCCGUGCUGAUCAACAACAAAGCCUGCGGCAAAGUCCCUGUGCCCCAGCACGUGGCCCAGGACCAGGACAAAGUCCACGAGCUCGUCCUGCAGAGCGAGCUGGGCGCCAGGCUCCUGCAGGGGCGCAGCAUCAAGAAGGCCUUCCUCUCGCCAAGGACGGCCCUCAUCAACUUCCUGGUGCAGGAGUGACCCCACCGGGUCCCCAAAGGACCUCCGUCCAGGCCUGGACGACGAAGAAGAUUCGGGUCAGGGCGGGGAAACACAGAAGUCCUGAAUGUUACCGUCGCGCUCCGGCAGAUGGGCGUCAGCAGUGUGCCCUGUGGUGUGGCCUGGUGCAGGGUGAGGGUGGGCAGAGGAGAAAGAUGAGUGGGGGGGGGCGGGCAGCCUGCCCCCCGCAUUACCUGGUGGAGGAAGCCAUUGACCCCAUUGAAGCCACCAGAGACGGCCGGGCGGGCACAGGAAGUGAUGGGCAUAGCACCAGGCCUCUCGAGCAGCCUGGUGCUUCUGGAUCCAGAAAUGGCACCCCCCAGGGACACCCAGGAACUUGUGGGUAAACCGAGUAGCCCCACGAGGCUCGGGAGCAGCGUGGACAGUCCCUCUGAACGGGUAACAGCCUGGGCAUCGUGGUGGGUGGCUCCUCGCUCAGGCCAGAUGGGAAAGCCGUGUGGGUCCAAACACCCAGCACGUGGAUGGACGCCGGAGUCCUCAGAUGUUGGGGUGCCAGUCCCUGUGCCAGCGUCCCCACUGCUCCUCAGCUCCGCCCUGUGGGUGGCAUCCUCCCCAGCCCCACUGGAUGCGCCCGCCACCCGCCGGGCGGAGCACCACUUCCUACCCUGAGUGAGGAGCUGCUCGGCUAACCGCCCCCUCGGGGUAGAACAUUUGCUGUGCAGCGAGGCGGAACCAAGCCGCUUCCAGCCUCGGCUGGAACCAAUCUCGGAGCCACCGCAGCCCCGCAGGGAGUCUGCUCACUGGGCCCAGAUGGCAACACUGCCUUUGAGACCGUCCCAGAGCCAGCCAUGGGAGAGCGGGUUCACCACAGGAUGGGACGGGCGCCACCCGGCGUUGCCUCCUGUGUUCGAGCCACCGCAGUCCGGCUGCUGGGAGGUGGCCAGGAAUGCACCUGUGUUGGUGGCGAACUAGGAUCAUCCUGGCUUUACGUGAAGUCAGCAACUCGGUGCUCCCACCAGGACUGACCGUAGCCACUGAUGAAUAUUGUUGGGGAAAGUGGGGGAGCAGCUAGCCAUGGUGUGAUGCUGAAAAUCUUUUUUCUCUGCCAUUUUUCUGAAGUGGCCUCCGGGGCGGUCCCCCUGCAGCCCAGCAGUUAACAGAUGCCUUUCUUAAUGCAAUAAAAUGUUUGUCAUGUAUGACUCCGGGA
Myotis lucifugus (little brown bat) is the source of this 4025-nucleotide messenger RNA. It is a transcript of the gene LARS2, whose product is annotated as leucyl-tRNA synthetase 2, mitochondrial. Gene Ontology annotation, biological process: leucyl-tRNA aminoacylation; mitochondrial translation. The transcript has 20 exons. Gene Ontology annotation, molecular function: leucine-tRNA ligase activity; ATP binding; aminoacyl-tRNA deacylase activity. The record is from RefSeq and is a predicted model, not a curated record. NCBI's taxonomy places the organism in Eukaryota, Metazoa, Chordata, Mammalia, Chiroptera, Vespertilionidae. Bases 152 to 2839 code for a protein of 895 amino acids. Gene Ontology annotation, cellular component: mitochondrion.